AGUCUGACAGCGGCGCCCCCUGGGCCUCUCCGGCUUUUCUCCGCAGGCCCCGCAGACCCCAAAGGCGUCGGAGGGGGCAAAGAAACGGACGGCGCCUCCAGCGACUCGGAUUGUAAGGAAAGCCCCGAGCAGACGGGGCUUGGGAAAGAAGCCGCCGCCGGCGCCUCGCCGCCUUUGGCGCACUGCGGCUCCGCCGGCCGCCUGCUCCUCCAAGCUCCCCAUCACCUCCACCACCAUCCUCACCACCAGCACCAGCACCACCAGCAGCAGCAGCUCUUGCACCCCGAGGAGCCCCCGGCGGCCCCUCCCUCCCAGUACCGACCCCCUUCGACGGACCUGCACCCUGGCCUGCCUUCCAGCCACGGCACCACGUCGGUCAUCCACACCCCCCAAGCGCCUCCGCAGGCGGCCGGCCCGGGGCCCCUUUCCAAGCCCAAGCUGUGGUCCCUGGCGGAGAUCGCCACCUCCGCGGACAAAGCCAAGGAAGCCGGCAGCAGCAGCAGCGGCGAGACGCCCCCGCAAACGCCUUCGGGUUUAGGCGCGCCCGCCCCGACGGCCCGCUCGCCUUCCGCCGCCCCUUGCCCCUUCCCCAACGGCGCCGCCUCGGUGCUCCCGCGACCCCUCUACUACGCCACCAGCCCCUUUUACCCCGGCUACACGAACUACGCGUCCUUCGGACACCUGCACGGCGGCAACGCGGCGGCCCAGGCGGGCGCCCCCAGCCCCCACUUUAACGGAUUAAACCAGACCCUUUUGAACAGAGCGGAAAGCUUGGCGAAGGACGCGAAGGUGCUCCGAAGUCAGAGCCAGUACGACUUUUGCAAGGAGCCGCCUUACGAACUCAAGAAAGGUAUGUCGCACAUUUAAUCUCCCGACUUAAAAGCUGAGCUCCAAAACGGGACUUGUGGAUUUGGGGCCCGCCUUUUAUUUUUAUUUUUUGAGGGUGGGGGGGAGAGAAAGUUGUGUUCCCCCCUCCACUCCUCCUCCUCCGCUCUUUCAGUGAUUUUCUGCUAUUUUUUUUUCUUUUUUUCUUUUUCAUCGUGAGCGGUUUUUCCACAUUUCUUUCCCAUCGAGUCCGUCUGGAUUGGGGUUUUUUUCCCCUCCCACCCGCUGCUAAAAAGGGGGGGGAGGGAGGGAGGGUGGAAGAGAAAGAAAGAACGAGAGAGAAAGAAAGAAAGAAUGAGAGAGA
This is a messenger RNA of Notechis scutatus (mainland tiger snake), 1189 nucleotides long. NCBI's taxonomy places the organism in Eukaryota, Metazoa, Chordata, Lepidosauria, Squamata, Elapidae. The record is from RefSeq and is a predicted model, not a curated record.